Messenger RNA from Fraxinus pennsylvanica, 528 nucleotides. The record is from the annotation of a GenBank genome assembly. Lineage: Eukaryota; Viridiplantae; Streptophyta; Magnoliopsida; Lamiales; Oleaceae.
AUGGCGUACGAGAAUGAUAUGAAUCUGAAGGCAACUGAGUUGAGAUUAGGGUUACCGGGAACAACCGAUGAAUCUCAGAUUAAAGAGUCUUCUUUUUUAAAGAGUAAUAACAAGAGAUCUUCAGAUGAGAUGGAUAAUUCAGCUAAUGAAGAUGAAUGUUCCCCUGCUCCAAAGGCACAAGUUGUAGGGUGGCCGCCGGUGAGAUCUUACCGGAAAAAUAUUCUACAGCAACAUAAGAAGAAUUCCGAUUCCGACGUGCUUGGGAUGUAUGUGAAAGUGAGUAUGGAUGGAGCUCCUUAUUUAAGGAAGAUUGAUAUUAAGAACGUUUUGUACGCAGUUUUCAAAUUCUCUAUGGGUGUGUACUCAGAGAGAGAAGGGUACAAUGGAUCUGAAUAUGCACCAACUUAUGAAGACAAAGAUGGGGAUUGGAUGUUAGUGGGAGAUGUUCCAUGGGAUAUGUUUGUUACUUCUUGCAAAAGGCUUAGAAUAAUGAAAGGAUCUGAAGUUAAAGGACUUGGAUGCUUGUAA